This is a messenger RNA of Caenorhabditis remanei, 882 nucleotides long. RefSeq lists its product as uncharacterized. The transcript is spliced from 6 exons. Gene Ontology annotation, biological process: proteolysis. Gene Ontology annotation, molecular function: serine-type endopeptidase activity. The coding region runs from base 1 to 882 and encodes 293 amino acids. The record is from RefSeq and is a predicted model, not a curated record. NCBI's taxonomy places the organism in Eukaryota, Metazoa, Nematoda, Chromadorea, Rhabditida, Rhabditidae.
AUGAAGAACAAGAUCAUGUUCGGAACGAAAGAAGAGUCAUCCGAAGCUCCGUGGGCCGUCCCGAUUGAGGUUUACAGAGAAGAAGGGGUCAUGCAUUGUAGUGGUACUCUAGUAUCUUCUCGUCACGUCAUCACUGCUCGACAUUGUUUUGUAAGAGAUGCAGAUGACAAGUCGUUUACUUAUGUCUACAACGAGAAAAACAUUGAUCUUUCAAACUGCCGAGGAGAUGAUUACAUUGUUCCACCCAAUAGAGGUGAAGCUGACAUUCAUUUUGCUACGAGGUGUAGAGAUAGUGAAGCUUGUGAAAAAAUCAAAUUGAAUACAGAUCUAGUCACCAGGAAACCAUCUUUGGUUGUUUUACCUGGAAUAUGUGGACUCGAUUUAAAAAGAGAUGAAUAUCAGGAUGACAUAGCAAUAAUAGAACUGGAUGAAGAUGUUCUGUUCUCUGAAAAAAUUCAUCCAAUCUGCAUCGAUCAUGAAAAUUAUGGGCGUCAUAGUUCGAAUGUUACCAUUUAUGGCUUCGGUCAUGAUCGUAUGCUUUUGACUCUUUUAUCGUUUUCUUACUUCAAAAUUUCAGCGUCAGACAAAAGAGUUUCUACUGGAAUUCUCAGAUCUGAAAGCAGUCACAUGAUACGAUGUCACCUAUCCGAGAAGUACCUCUGCUCGUUCAGUUACAAUACUAUUCAAUUGGGAUGUAGAGGAGAUAGUGGAGGAGGGGUCGUGUUGGAGAAAGGUGACAAACUAAUCUUGAUAGCAGUUUUGAGCAGAGGAGAGCCAUGUAAUGUAGAAAGAAAGAAUCAAGCAGAUAUACACGCAUCUGUUCACGAGUACUUGAAACCAAUUUGCGAGUAUACCGGAAUCUGUAAAAUGUCGGGAACCUAA